This is a messenger RNA of Onychostoma macrolepis, 5529 nucleotides long. It is a transcript of the gene sgsm1a, whose product is annotated as small G protein signaling modulator 1a. Bases 250 to 4407 code for a protein of 1385 amino acids. The record is from RefSeq and is a predicted model, not a curated record. The transcript has 26 exons. NCBI's taxonomy places the organism in Eukaryota, Metazoa, Chordata, Actinopteri, Cypriniformes, Cyprinidae. Gene Ontology annotation, biological process: activation of GTPase activity. Gene Ontology annotation, molecular function: GTPase activator activity.
GUUUACGAAGGAAACACCACUAUAUCCAAGCAGCUGCGCUGCCACUGAGACGAGACGAAUAGAAACUGUAACGGGUCACUCACUCCAGGAAUAUUAUAUUAUGUUUGCCAUCUCCACAUCUCUAAGAACCUCUCUGGCAGGUCACGUGAUCUCGCAGUAGCAGGGAACGCUUUUAAACUGCUCUGGCUUCAUCCAGUCGAGCGUUGAGCGUCAGUGGAGUGGAGAGCGCUAGAGCUUAAUACCACAAUCAUGGCAACCACAACAGCAGAAGCCGAAACCCGUCAAAGACUGCUCCGAAACGUGAAGAAAGAGGUCAAGCAGAUCAUGGAGGAAGCAGUCACGAGGAAGUUUGUACAUGAAGACAGCAGCCAUAUUGUCUCAUUCUGUGCUGCUGUUGAAGCCUGUGUGCUUCAUGGGUUGAAGCGGAGAGCUGCCGGUUUCCUACGAAGCAACAAGAUAGCUGCGCUCUUCACCAAAGUGGGCAAAAGCUUCCCUCCAGCUGAAGAGCUGUGCAGAAAAGCCCAGGAGCUGGAACUGGUCUUUGAGAGCAAACGAAGUCAGUCUCUCUCAUACAGCGAAAGCACCCGUAAGAUGCCCAAAGUCCCAAACUUCUCACCUCAAGCCGUCAGACAUGUGUGGAUCCACACUGCACUCAUUGAGAAAGUGCUAGACAAGAUUGUGCUGUACCUGGUGGAAAACAGCAGUAAGUUUUAUGAGAAGGAGGCUAUCCUAAUGGACCCUGUGGACGGCCCUAUCCUCGCCUCUUUGUUAGUGGGCCCCUGUGCAUUGGAGUACACUAAAAUGAAGACGGCAGAUCAUUUCUGGACGGAUCCUUCAGCUGACGAGUUGGUGCAAAGGCAUCGUAUUCACAGUGGCCAUUGCCGACAAGACUCUCCUACAAAGAGACCUGCCCUCUGUAUUCAGAAAAGACACUCCAGUAGUAGUAUGGAUGAAAGGCCAUCUCCCUCCCCCUCCGCCAGAGACUAUGUGGAGUCUCUCCAUCAGAAUUCCAGAGCGACCCUCCUGUUCGGCAAGAACAACGUACUGGUGCAGCCGAGGGAUGAUAUGGAAGCAAUCCCAGGGUACCUCUCUCUACACCAGACGGCUGACUGCAUGACUCUGAAAUGGACGCCAAAUCAGCUAAUGAACGGCUCCAUGGGAGAUCUCGACUAUGAGAAGAGAUUUCCACCAAAAUUAAAGCUCUGUGGGUUAAGUGUUUACUGGGACUACGCCAUGACAAUCCGCCUGGAGGAGAUUGUGUACUUGCACUGUCAUCAGCAGGUGGACUGUGGGGGAACAGUGGUUCUGGUUAGUCAGGAUGGGAUUCAAAGGCCUCCGCUUCGUUUUCCCCGUGGUGGUCACCUCCUGCAGUUCCUCUCUUGUCUGGAAAAUGGCCUGCUGCCUCACGGCCAGUUAGACCCGCCGCUUUGGUCCCAGAGAGGAAAGGGUAAGAUAUUUCCUAAGCUAAAGAAGAGAUGUCCACAGGGAUCCUCAGACUCUGUCUCAGACAAAGAAGAGGAAGAAGCAACAGAUUAUGUCUUCCGCAUUGUUUUCCCAAACAGCCAGUCAGAAUUUGUGGCACCGGAUUUGAUAGAUCAGGGAGUAAACAUGUGGCAUCCAACACCAAGGAAAUCAUCUUGCUCUUCCUGCUCACAGAGUAGUUUCUCUGAUGGAGCACCGCCCAAUGGAUGCAAUCAUGAAAGGGCCCCUCUGAAGUUGCUGUGUGACAACAUGAAGAACCAAAUCAUCUCUCGGGCUUUCUAUGGAUGGCUUGCGUACUGCCGUCACCUGUCCACGGUACGCACUCACCUGUCUGGCCUUGUCAAUCACAGUAUUGUGGAACCAGAUGUGCCUAGCGACGCCUAUGGAGGCCUCACGACAGAAGUGUGGCAGAAGUUUCUUCAAGACUGCAGUACCUAUGAAGAGAAGGAGUUACUGCGGCUAGUUUAUUUCGGUGGAGUUGAACCUUCUUUGCGAAAGGAGGUCUGGCCUUUCCUGCUGGGCCAUUACCAAUUUGGGAUGUCUGAGGCUGAGAGAAAAGAGGUGGAUGAGCAGAUGCGAGCGUGCUACGAGCAGACAAUGAGUGAAUGGCUGGGGUGUGAGGCCAUUGUUAGGCAGAGAGAAAAAGAACAGCAUGCUGUGGCGUUAGCCAAGUGUUCGUCUGGGGCGAGCAUAGACAGCACCACACAGAGAAUAAUGCACCGUGACUCCACCAUCAGUAAUGAGUCCUCGCAGAGCUGUAGUUCAGGCAGGCAAAGAGAUUCCAGGCUGCAGAGCGACUCUAGCAGCAGUACUCAAGUGUUUGAGUCUAUUGAAGAGGUCGACCAGAUCGAGUCCGAGCCCAAGAGUGAAGAUGCCAAACAGGUUUCCAAAAUCUCAAAUGGAACACCCCAAAAUGGCACCAGUUCUCCAGACUCCGGUCUACCCUCUUCCAGAAACUUCUCCGUUACUUCUGGUCAGUCGGACUCCUUGAGCACAGAGGACAGUGGGAUACAUGACCCAAGCCUUAAAGCUCAACCACAGCUAGCAGUAUCAAAGGAGAGGUUUUCGAGUUCAUCUGGAGAGGAAGGAAAGGUGACUGAGGAAGGUGAGACCAAAUCGAUUGAGAAACUAGGCAUGAGAGAAUAUAGUAGAAUUGAGGGUAACAAAGUGUUGUCUUUGGAUGCAGUCAUGACAAUAUCAGAGAGAAGCAAGAAGGCCACAGAGAGCCUUUCCGAUAAAAGGUCAGAGGUUGAAACUGAGGGAUUGAAAAUGGCUCGAGAUGCCUUUGAGGCUCCUGCAGCAGCUCGCAGCCACAUGACCAAAAUGGAAGUGGGUGAAUCUCCAGAGAGGACUUUGACGUCAGAAAAUGAAGCACUGACAGAGCGCACUGAGUCAGAAAUUCCCAAAGUGACAGAGGUCGAGAAAUCGACUCCUCCAGAGCAGAAGAUGAAUGAGAAUCGGGUUAGUGUGGACUCUGAAAGGUCCCACAUGGGAAUUAAAGAUAUUAGAGCAAUCCGAGAGGAACCUUUGGUAACUAAAGAUCAUAAGGUAUCAGAUGCACUUGAGCGGAAGGUUGUAGCUGACACACUGGUGUCUGUUUCAAAGGACAACGAUACAGAGAAAGAAACCAAUGAAAUAAGCAAAGAGAAAGACUCCAAGACAUGCAUGGAUGACGGCAACGAUGUUAGUGACACACAAAGAGCUUUAAAACCAAGUGAUGAGAGAGAGAACAAGACUAUGAAGACCAGUGAUUUACCCAGUGGAGCUGGAACAGCAGUAAAGAGGAAAGCAACCUUAGUUCUCCCAAAAACCACUGGUGCAGAGCAAAGAGAAGGGAAGGAUGAUUCAAGGAGAAGCACACAUAAAGAAAUCCAGAGGAAUGCUCCAGUAAUUGAGGAGACUGUGGUCCCGCUGGUGCAUGAAGCUUUUAGCACAAGAGAGAUGGGUGAAGCCCAAGAUGAAACCGAGUCAGACGAGUCUCCGUCUGCAAUUGAAAUGGAAGAGAUUCCUACAGCUAAAGUGUCCAUGGUUUGGGACAGGAAGAGUUCACCCAAAAGCAAGGCUAAUGAGCAGGCCGCUGUACCUGUAUUGGAGCUCAGGCUGGAGGAAGUUCAUAGAAAGACCAGCUCUGAAGGAAUGGACUCUGAGGAGCCAGAGAUGGAGAGUCUUUGCCCACAGCUGGAUUCACUGGCUGUAAACACUGAGAAGAAUGAAGCUACCUCUCCAGUUUCCUCUAUAGGCACCACUUAUUCUCAAGAGCUUUUGGACCUUUACACUCUAAAUCUGCAUCGCAUUGAUAAAGACGUUCAACGCUGUGACCGAAAUUAUUGGUAUUUUACUCCUGCUAACUUGGAAAAAUUGCGCAACAUCAUGUGCAGUUAUAUCUGGCAGCACCUGGAAAUUGGAUAUGUCCAGGGCAUGUGUGACCUGCUCGCUCCCUUGCUAGUUAUUCUAGAUGAUGAGGCCAUGGCUUUCAGUUGUUUCACUGAGCUAAUGAAAAGGAUGAAUCAAAAUUUUCCUCACGGAGGUGCGAUGGACACACACUUUGCCAAUAUGAGAUCUCUCAUCCAGAUUCUAGAUGCAGAGCUGUUUGAGCUAAUGCAUCAGAACGGAGACUACACCCACUUCUACUUCUGCUAUCGCUGGUUUCUUCUUGACUUUAAAAGAGAGUUGGUGUAUGAUGAUGUGUUUGCUGUUUGGGAGGUCAUCUGGGCCGCUAAGUGUGUCUCCUCCAGCCAUUUUGUGCUCUUCAUUGCGCUUGCAUUGGUGGAGAUAUACAGAGACAUCAUUCUAGAAAACAAUAUGGAUUUCACAGACAUCAUCAAGUUUUUCAAUGAAAUGGCUGAGCAUCACAAUAUCAAGCAAAUUCUGACUCUGGCUCGAGAUCUGGUGUGCAAAGUGCAGACGCUUAUAGAGAACAAGUAACUCUGAAACCUCUCACCUCUGUUGUUUAUCAUGUUCACAGUGUAACCCAUCAGCCCUUGCUACAAAACAACAGAGAACAUUUGGCCAAAGCUUAAUGAGCUUCAAGCAUAUAGUAACAUUUCAAAUGCCAAACUUCUUGAUCUACCUAGAAUCAGUCAGUGUGCAAUUUUUAAUAGAGUCAUCUGGCUCUUUAAUCAGGUUUUACUGAACAUCAUAGUACAUACAAUUUUAUAAGCAGUUGCUGCUAAUGAAUGGUCAUUCACUGUUUGACUAAGUCUAAAAUGCAGUCAGGAUUACCAGUCACUAGUGACUCAUAGGCUCUGUUCCAAAACCUAGUGAGCUGCCUUGCUGCCUACUGCCUACAUAAACUGAAACUGAACAUCAGAAGUGACUGAUUUGUUUCCAAUUUGAUUCCAGAAGGAUUUGGUGUUAGUAUGUAUUUAAGCUAAUAUAAUGACACUCAUACAGUACAUAGCACACACACACAUUCUGGGUAGAAUAGUCCGUUUAAAUCAGAUUUCAACAAGUAUUUAUAAACAUUUUCUUCAUUCAUGUGAUGCUGUCUUAGAAUUACUUAAGAAAGCAGCAUUAUGUUGCAGAAGUGUGCCUAUGAUGCCUUAAAAUGCUGCCUAUGUGGGCAGCUCACUAGGUUUUGAAACAGAGCAAUCGUUCAGGAGUUCAGGUCAGGUGCAUUUUAUUGCUGAGAGGCGCUCACACUAGAUUUCAUGCUCCAUUCACAUAUGUACACUGCUGUUCAAAUGUUUGGGAUUAGUCUGAUUUUUUAUUUUUUUUUAUUUUUACAUUUUUGGAAGUCUCUAAUUCACACCAAGGCAGCAUUUAUUUGAUCAAAAAUACAGUAAUAACAGUACUGUAAAAACAAUAUUAAAUAACUGUUCUCUAUUUGAAUUUACUUUAAAAUGUAAUUUAUUCCUGUGAUGGCAAAGCUGAAUUUUCAGCAUUAUUACUCAGUCUUUCAGUCUUCAGUGCAACAUUAUAAAUGUAUUUACUGUCAAUUUUGAUGAUUUGAUUAAAUUAUUCCUUUGUGAAUAAUAUUAAUUUCUUUAAAAAAAAAAAAAUUGACUUAAAGGGAUAGUUCACCCAAAAAUGAAAAUUCUGUCAUCA